Gongylonema pulchrum is the source of this 932-nucleotide messenger RNA. The record is from the annotation of a GenBank genome assembly. NCBI's taxonomy places the organism in Eukaryota, Metazoa, Nematoda, Chromadorea, Rhabditida, Gongylonematidae.
AUGUGCGGCAUAUUUAGGGAAAAUCCAGUUUUUUCAGGGCCACGUCGACAUGUUGCGCACUCAGCACAGUGCCCAAAGGCAACAAUAUUUACGUCGGCAAGCCGAAGUGUUAAGAUUUAUCCGUCCGCUGACGAUGCUAUCCAGGAUAUCAGUGAUGGUGCUACAAUUCUGCUUGGAGGUAAGGCUUCCGUUAAAAUCACAAAAAUUGUCAUUUUGAUGAAGUCAGCUGGUGUAAAAGCGAUAAAAUUUUUUAGAACGUUUGCUUCUAAACAUCUUGAUGAAAGCUUUGUAGGUUUUGGCCCGUGUGGACGAGCGGAAAAUCUGAUUGAUAGUUUGAAACAAAAACGGGUGAAAAACCUCACUUGCGUGACAAACGACACUGGAACAGAUAAUUUUGGUCUUGGACUCCUGCUACAGGACAAACAGGGCUCAUUAGCAGAACGAAUUCGAGCAGCAGGAGCAGGGAUCCCGGCAUUUUACACGCCUACAGGCUACGGCACCUGGGUACAUCUUGGUGGAUCACCAAUGAAAUAUGAUCACAAUGGAAAUAUCGUUAAAAGAAGCAAACCGAAGGAAAUUCGAAUAUUUAAUGGUACCAGCUACGUUCUCGAGGAGGCAAUAAAGGGCGAUUUUGCACUGAUCAAAGCCUGGAAGGCGGAUAGACUGGGAAAUGUUGUUUUCAGAAAGGAAAACGGCUCAAGGGAAGCGGAACUGCGAACAAAUCGUGACAUUAUUGCUAGCAGAGCUGCUCUGGAGUUCAGAGAUGGCAUGUAUGUAAAUUUGGGCAUUGGUAUCCCGACACUUUGUUCUAAUUACAUUCCAGCCGGUAUCAUUGUACAUCUGCACGGUGAAAAUGGAGUCAUUGGAGCGGUUUGUUUAACAUUUAUUGUUUUUGAAAAUUUGCGUACAUUUCUCAAUGUGAUGGUCUAGCU